CUGUUGUUGUUGCUGUUGCCCGAUUGCGCCUCUCCUGCAGACGGCGACGGCUCCUUCGCAAAAUUUAUAGCAUUUGCUUAAAUUGUACUCUUGGUUCCAUUGUUAGACGACCGCAUUUACUAGGGGAACGUAUUUGCUUCGCUAGUAUUGCUGGAAGAACCAAAGCACGGCAAAAUAUCCGUCAUGUGAAAACAACAUCGCCAGCCAGUUGUAGCAGGCCCUAGAAAGCACUGAUAUACGACGGAUUCCACACUUGCAGCUGUGCACUCUGGCCAAUAGCAGCAACCCAACUGGACUAUCAGUGAAAUAAAUAUUUCUUAUGUAAGCAGUUCGAUGUAGAAAACGCAAAGGUUCAUACUGUACAUUUGUAUCCAAAGAGUGCGAUUCCCUCAAUCGGCAUCUGGGUGAAUGCAUCAACAAACGGUAACGAUCGGUGGCGGCAAUAAGCACAAUGCAAAAGUUAGAAACAACAGCAUGCCAAGAAGCCGAUUUUAUGCUAAAUGAUGCUUACUGCAAGCUAAGAAAAUCACCUACGCGGCAGUCCUCCUUGCUCAUCGAUCCUCCGCCGCACUAUCCGAAUCUUCCCAGUCCAAUACUUAAUGACAGCACGCCACUGUUCAACACUUCGUCCUCCGGCAACAGUCCAAAUCCCGCAUCACCAUCAACUACCUUCAGCGCUCUUAGUGCUGGCCAUCACACCACUUCACCGCCGGCAACAUUACUGGCCUCCCCGUCACCAGCGUCCUCACCUACCAGCAGGACGACGACGUCGACGACAACAACGGCUGCAACAACGACGGCAACAAUCACACCGGCUACUACACCGACGGAAAAUGCUUUGAAAUCUUUCGGUAGCUCUUCUUCCGUCAAUUUUAAUCAUCAUCACGUGGAAAAGCGACUGGCAUCUGAUUCGACGUCCUGCUACGGAAGUCCUUCGAAAAAAACCAAACUUUCUGCCGCAUCGUCAGCCUCCACAUCGUCAUCGUUGUACUCGUCAUCGGCUGCGUCGUCGUGUAACGUCUUCACACCAUCGCCAUCAUCGUCUUCCGUCCUUUAUCGUCAGCAUCACCACCAUCAUCAUAACAGUGGGGGAGAUGCAGGAAGCGGAGGAAGUAACAUCAGUGGUAACGGUGGUACCAUGCCUAGCUCGGUAUUGCAACAAACGCAGCGGCUGGUCGAUAGUCAUUUGUGCUUCUCGCCACCAGCAAGUGGCACUACCGGGCAUGGAGCGGCAAGUGAAAGUUUAAACAUACAUGACAAGCUCAGGGAAUUGUUUCUGGAGCUGCUGGUGGAGGACUGUAGCGAAAGCGACAGACUUAGCUUAAGGAAUACGUCUUUUCUGCUGGAAAAGCUAAUACUGCGCGAACAGCUGAACACGCUAAUAGUGAAUCUGUACCCGGGCAACAAAGGAUAUUCGCUAGCAUUUCGAAUAGGAUCGCAAGAGGAAGCGGGUCGAAAUGUCUCGAAGAGUGGAUCAUCUGCAAAUCUGACAGCCUUCUCGUCGAUGGGCACGGGAGUUGGCCCACCGUCCACCUCCGGCAAUGAUUCCCUGACGUUAAACGCUACGUUAAACGAUCUCAAUAGUGAAAAGCUGCAGGAAACCAUACAAUGGCCAUACGAGGAAGAAGAUUUGCUAGACUCCAUCGAUCGAGAGGAGCUACCUUUGGUGUUAGUGGACAUACUGGAGAGUAAGUGUCCUGCGUUGUUCUACUGCGGUUGUGUGGUGGCGGAGGUGCGCGAUUAUCGGCAAUCGUUUCCUAUUUUUACCUGUGAUACUUUCCACGUGUUACUGAAACCCACCAAUCAGACCUUGUUGGCCGAUGUGAACAUCCUAACGGCGGAAGGAGAAUGGAGUGCUGAGGACAAGCUGGUGCUUGAAAGUCAGCUCGUACUGGCGACCGCGGAACCGCUUUGUCUCGAUCCGAAUCCGGAGGUCGGAACGAUGUCUAUCAACCAACAUCACCGAAGGCAAUUGCUCAACACCACACCCAUUCGCCGGCAGGCUAAGAAGUUUUCUCAGAUCGCAGUCAAUCGCAAAAGGAAAACCGACCAAUUCACACACAACUUCGGACUAGAGCUAAGCGAUUUUCUUAACAAAUUCCGGCAACGUCCACCUCGUCAACAAAGCGUGCGGCGUGGUGUGGUCAGCUUCACUCUACCGAAGAAGCCUUCCGAGGUGGUUCCAACCGUAAACUUGCCCAAUCUGGAACUGCCCGAACUGGCGACACCUUCGGAGGUGAACGUGGAAAAGUACGCACGCAAGUAUGAAGCUCCUAAAGAGAGCCGUGACUGCAUACCGCAACUGAUCGAGGAGUACAUUCUUGAAACGGACCGCGUUGUAAACCGGGGCGACACACGCGUCUAUCAUAUAAAGCUAUCCAUUUUUCAACGACCGUCGAAUUCGGAGUAUCUGGGCGAGUUGUACGUUGAUCGGGACUAUCGUGAGAAUGAGCGAAAUGGUGAGGCUUGCCAAUUUUCACUAGGUACACGAGCACACGCCCACCGGUACAUACAACAGUUUACGGAAAUUUUCACCGAAGAAGGAAGAAAAUCGGUCAAAAUUACCCAUCUGGUUCCGGGACAGGUUCCCAAAGUGUUGCACACUGCUGGCAUGCGCGAACAGAACGUUCAGCAGCAGCAGCAGCAACAGCAACAACAACAAUUGCAACAGCAACAAUUGCAGCAGCAGCAACAGCAACAGCAACAACAACAGCAGCAAUUGCAGCAACAGCAACAGCAACAAUUACAGCAACAGCAUCAUCAACAGCAAAUACAGCAACAACAAACACUGGUACAACAACAGAUAUCUCAGAUACAACAACGACUACAAUCUCAUCCAACACAAGCGUUGCUUACCCGGUUGCAAGCGACCAACCCGGCCUUGGCAUCACAGAUUGCUACGGCAACGGGUGUUAACGGUAACAUCACACUGAAUGCAACGAAUCCAAACACACUUCCUGGCAAUCAAUCACAGCAGGCGCCGCAAACAACAUUAACCACCGCCCAGUCGACCGUACACCAGAAUUUGUCCCAUCAGCACCUUAUCUCGACUACAACCACUGGUCCGAAUAUAAUAAGCAUUGGACCGGCGGUGGCUUCAUCGACGACCCAGCCACAGCAGUCUCCCGUCCAGCAGUCACAGGCACCAGCACAGAUUCACAUACAACCGCAACAUCUGAUAGCAUGUUCUGGCCACCAGCAGCAGCUGUUUAAUACAAACCCCUGUGAUACAAACAACGCUUCGACCAGUAUCGUAGGCACUGGCGCAGGUUCGACAUCGACCAACGUAGCAACCUCACAAGGUACGACUAUUACACUGCAAACCCAGCCAUCGUCACAGCAACAGCAGCAGAUCCAACAAAGUCAACCGUCACAGCAGCCUCUGAGCCUGAGCAAUGGAUCACUGUUGCUAGUGCAACAUGGUGGGCAGAUAUCGAAUCUAACAAUGACGACCAAUGCUGCAGGGCAGCAGCAAUUACUAGCAACGUCUGCUGGUACGGGAACUGUUGGUAACAACGUCGGGAAUGCAGUGAGCGGUGCACAAAGCUUCACCUUUGCUUCCGGUGGUGCUCGAACGCUUGGCAAUACUGUACCACUGCUCGUGCGUCUCGACAACAGUAAGGUGUCGCGUGACGCUGCGGGCAAUUUAAUAUCAACCAUUUCGCAACAAACAACUCCCGCUGGACAAGUACAACUGCAAGCGCAACAACAAAACGUGGUACAAAUUCAGCAGCAGCAACAACAACAGCAACAACAACAACAGCCGCAACAAGCGCAGCAAUUGCAGAACUCAUCUGGAUCGAUACAUACGACGAAUCCGGAAAUAAAGGCUAUUGCUAUAAGCAUCAUGAACUCAGCCAACCAGUUUACGAAUCGCCAGCAGCAGCAACAACAGCAACAACAAUCUAGCGCAAAGUCAAGCAGCAAUGCUGCUAUUCUUAGUCUCCUCAAUAGUGCACCUGCGGCGAUGACCAAUUCCCCGGUAUUAAGCAGCACGCUCACGUUGCCAGCUGGUAAAACAGUGACUGAGUUGCAACAACAACAGCAACAGCAGCAGCAACAGAAUCAACAGCAGCAACAGCACACAAUACACCAUCUUCAAACAGCAGGUGGAGGUACGGCGGCAACAAUAAGUGGAAGCGCUGCAGCAGCACUGUUCAACAGUGUAGGCGGGCGUAAGAUCAAUAUUCAACAAGCGCAGGCUAACCAAAACCGCAUUCUAAACCAUGCUAAUCUAAUCACCGUCAGCGGCGGUACGGGAACCAGCAAUCAUCAAACGCAGAUCAUCAAUAUUCAAGCCAGUGAUUUGCAGCAGCAGCAACAUCAAACUGGGGGACAACCGUCAACACAAACAGUAUCCCAGCAACAGCAGCAGUCGCAACAGGCAGGAAAUAUCCGCGUUACUAUGUCCGCGCUUGCUACACAACUAGCAUCACCGCCCGCAAUUUUAACCACCUCGAACCUGCCCCAAAGUUUCAACGUUGCUGCAGCAGUCGGUGCUACAUCCGGUGGCAAUGUGACUGCAGUUUCCACGGCGAACGCUGGCACGUUUAGUGGUGGCACAGGAAUAUCGACUGCAGGGAGCAAAUUGAUUAUAAACAACGCGAAUCAGCGUGUGCUGAACAUCAAUGCCAACCCGGGUACGGCUACAUCAACGGCGGCCGUUGUUGCAGCUGCGUUCGGUGGAGCGAUAAGGCGUGUUAGCGCAACGGGCAAUACUGGAGCUGCUGAUGGUAUUCAGAUGCAAAUUCAGGGACUCACUGCCUCGCAGAGUACGUCAAACCUAACUGGAACGGGUGGCAACCUUGCUGGUAUCAGUGCGGACAGUGGAUUGCGUCGCACCGUUGUACCGGAUCAGCUGCAGAUACAGAGCAUCGCUUCGCCCGGUAGCGAUCACUCUAACGCUUCAUCCGUUUCACUGACCAGCAAUGGUGGUGGUGGCAGCAACAACACCACAGGCACAGUGAAUGGUGCUAAUGCAAACAACAUCAUCUUUAACAACAUGUCCGGAUUAACCGCAUUGCUCGCAAACAGUGCAACUUCUGCACAAGUGGCGCAACCCACAUUAGCUACCAGCAUCAGUGGUAGUGGCGAUGGUACGAUGCAGAACACGGUAUCUGUCGUCGGUGCUACGACCGUCGUUGGCCUGGGUGGGAUGCCGAACAACGCAAACAACAGCACCAACAUAGCCAGUACCAACAGCAGCAGCAACGCUACCGUGUGUGGCAAUAGUAACGCAAACUCAGCAUUAAUCGAAAGACUGACUUCAUCUAGUAGCUUAAAUAUAACUAAUAAUAGUAACCUGCCGGCAGCGAGUCCCGGAUUGCAGUUUACCAUACCUUCGCCAAAAACGCCUCAACAGCAAUCUCAAGCGCAUAUGCAGAUACAAUCACCUGCUGGAUCGAUAUCGCCUCUCUCUAGUCCUCCGCCCCAGGUCACCAUCCAUCCGCAGCAGCAACCGCAGCACAGCCAAAUGCAGGCGCAAGCUGGGCAGCAGCAGCAGCAGCAACAAUCUACUACGGUCAAUUUGCAGGGACUGAACUUUGCCAGCCUACACGGUGCAAUGACUUCCAUACCUGGAUUGCAAAACGUGCAGGUACAAAUUCCAGGACUUGCGCAGCCGAUUUCGUUGUCGCUUUCAUCAACACCAGCCGGAGGAGCAACGGGCGUGUUAAAUAACACCACUGCAAAUACCAGCCUACUAGUAUCAGUCCCAGUGACCAACACAACGCAGGUUGUGAAUACCAUUAAUGCCAGUGGCACUAGCAACAUACUAUCCGGCAACUCACAGACGACCCAAACUGUUGUGCUCACGAAUCCACAGACGAGUGGUUCCAGUUUGCUCUCUCUGCCGAUUGCUCAAAUCGUUGCAUCCGGUGUGAAAGGGCUCGGACAGCAGGGUAUACGGACCGGCACACCUUUAACCGUUAAUACCGGACAGCCUGGGCAGCAAAUUCAGCUGCUUAAUUUUAGCCAACGUUCCCGCACCGGACAGUUGCCUGUGGUGAGCUGCUCCGGAACAACGCCGAUAACGGCCAAGCAGCUGGCAGCGCGUGUGGCCCAGCAUCGUCAACAAAUGGCAGGCGGAUCUACACUCAAAAUAGCCACUCCAAUUACUGGAUCCCAUAAUGCCGCACAGCUGAGCAAUAACUUAAACGUGACCUCCAAUACCACGUCGAAUCAGCUUAUAAUGAGUACGAAACAGUUGCAGCUCAAACUUCAGCAACAGCAGCACGUACAACAGCAGCAGCAACAACAGACCCAGCAGAUAAUCGCAUCUACUAGCAACCAACAGCCAGGUACGACGCAAAUACACAUUCAGCAGCAAUCACAACAAGCGCCACAAUUGUUGCAACAGCAGCAGCAGCAACAACAGACACAAUCACAAGCUACUCAGCAAAUCAACAUUAUCAACAAUACAGUGAUGGCGCCACUGUCGCUGUCUAGCCCUGUUUCAGUGACCAGCACUGUAGUGUCCCAGUCUGCAGGAGGUCAUCAAAAUAUAAACGCAAUUACAGCAGCGGCUGCAAGCGGAAAACACCGGCGAAGAUCGGCGGCAGACAUGAAUAAAUAGUAGAAGCACACGAUUAAUAGAUCUGAACUCGUAGGACUGCCACAGUCGUAAUCGGCAAUAUAAGAAUCGGUAAGCGCCAUUAUAGUUACACAUGCAUCGCUACGAUUACUACCAUUUUACAGCCCGAGGCAGUAAUGAAUUCUGCAUUCAUGGUUUAUGUGCUGUUGUUUGUCUGGUUAGAAGCGAGCGACAUAUUAAUGAAAGCAACUCGACGGUAAAAGGAAACGAAAAUGUUUCGUUCCAUACUACCAUUAUCGCUACAACGCACUGCUCUGCUGUAGGUGUAGGGUGAAUAGUUUUGAAAAGGAAUUUACAUAUGGUUACCGUAAGCGGAUACUAAAGCGGUUGGUGUGAAACUUUGUUACGGUACCUGCAACAGCGAAUAGACGGGCGUCGUAAAUACUGCAUAACGGUGCAAGAUGGCCAAAACACUUCCCAUAGCGAGAUACGGCACAUCUUUUACUCUAUUGUACCUUUUUUUUACCUUGUAAUAAGAUUUUUUUUAAGCACUUACUUCGUUACUGUGUUAGGAUGUGUGAGGACGAUACCUUGCCUCAAGUAGUAGUUUUAUUUUACUUUCCGAAGUCGUCAUUCUUAUUUGAUUUUGUCCUCUGUACCUGCAGAGGCUCUCGAGGAUUAUUUAUUCAUGCCAGGGUUUCAGUAAUGUGCUCUGAUUGUGGACCCUGUUUCGCAAUGUGUCCUUUUUGGAAACGUUGUCUUGCCCCCGUGAGUGAUGGUUUUCAUGUGAAACUUUCGUACAAAUUUAAUUAACAUUUACUUGUCUUAUUGAAAGCUUCCCUCUAACAACACCGGCCGUAUCUUGUUGUUGCCAGUUUUGACGUUGUGUAUAUCUGUUCUUGAUGUUUAGUGGGCUCAACAAUAUGGUGGGAUAUAUCUUUCCACAAACGGCGUUAGUUGAGCAAAAAAAAAAAGAACACUCAACUAGUCGGAAUAGACUUUGGUAAAAGCGAUAAUUAAAUGAUAAGGAGCCGACAACAAAUUUUGUACGCUGAACGACAACACAACUAAAACUUACCUUUCCUGCUAUAGUACAGCCGUAGUCCGUGUUCUCGUUCAGCAGAUAGCUUAAAAAAGUGGUAUUUGGUGGUGUCACUACUACUAAUAUUGCAUUCUAGAAAUGGAGCAUGAUGAACAUUGUUUGGAAAGCGUGAUCGAUCGAAAAAUUCAAACAGGAUGCAAUUCAGCAGAAAGAUAGAGCCAAAAAGCAAAUGGUAAAGGGUAGAAAGCGAACGGUAUGCAUUGUGGAUAAUAGUUUGUUGAUAUUACAUGUACCGAAUGCUACGGGUGAAUGAAGUAAAAUAGACAGCAGAAACAAAAUAGGACGUUUGUCGGAAAUCCGGAAAGGAACAUACAAUUCUAUAUAUAUAAAUAUAAAUAUAUAUUUAAAUAGCAAAUAAAAUUGCGCUGUUAGAAAGAAUAAUAUAACGCGAAGGAAAAGCAGGAAAACGGUAAAAGCAGUUAGAUAGACCACGGAUAAAGGAAUGUUACAAGAGAAAUCUUUCAAAUUUUAGUUUCUAAAUGUUGCUGUAAAACGAAAAUUACAACGCAAAACUGCGAAGCUACUCAUUUUCAAAUAUCUGACGCUAAACGCUUUGCGGUGAUAAAACGGUGAUUGUAUAUUGAUCCGCGCGACACAAUUCUAAAAGCAGUACGAAUCCAGGCCUUCCAAUCUGAAUCAGUUGGGUUUUGAGCUUUCUAAUUACGUUCAAAUUCGAUUGCAUCAUAAGUAGCGAGACAGACAGACAGACAGACAGCAAGUGUAAUGUGUUCAACAUAUCUAAGGCGCGAGGACAUCCCUUGGGAAUCGGUGUUUUAAUUUGAGUCAGUUUUGCUUGCUCAAGCGAAGAUUGCGUAAAUGCAGUAAAUCAUUUCGAAAGUCAUGACUGAAAAGGAAAGCAGCUGAUUUACUUUUGGUGUAAAUAAAUUUUGUAUUAUUUAAUAAAA
Molecule: messenger RNA, 8539 nt
Organism: Anopheles funestus (African malaria mosquito)
Lineage: Eukaryota; Metazoa; Arthropoda; Insecta; Diptera; Culicidae
Gene: Spt20
Product: putative mediator of RNA polymerase II transcription subunit 26
Exons: 8
Coding region: 452-6574 (2040 amino acids)
Biological process (GO): regulation of transcription by RNA polymerase II
Cellular component (GO): SAGA complex
Molecular function (GO): transcription coregulator activity
Source: RefSeq, a predicted model, not a curated record